Molecule: messenger RNA, 813 nt
Organism: Letharia lupina
Lineage: Eukaryota; Fungi; Ascomycota; Lecanoromycetes; Lecanorales; Parmeliaceae
Exons: 3
Coding region: 1-813 (270 amino acids)
Molecular function (GO): protein binding
Source: RefSeq, a predicted model, not a curated record
AUGCCUGCUUCUAUCAAGGACGUCCCUCCAGAAAUCUUCGAGAACAUCCUCUCCCACAUCCGUCCUGUAGACUAUCUCAAAGUCAAACUCGUCUCCAAAAGCUUUUCGGACUGGGCUUCCAAUGUUUUCAAAUGGGAAGACAUGACUAUGGAGGAGGUGGUGCAGGGCCACACCAGCGUAGAAGCUAGCCUUCCAAGGGGUCGACCUCUAAAUUACUGCGUUUGCAAGCACUGCGGACUGGUCAAACCUACCAACGAGUUCUCCGACAACCAGGCCGUGAAGACCAACCACAAGCGCAUUUGCAUCUCAUGCGGGAUCGGCUACAACACCUACACCAAGCGUCAGUUGCCGAAGAUCAAUGGAGAGGAACACAUACCCUGCUGGCAUUGUAGGAAGGCUGUUCCGAAGUACGACAACUGGGAGGAGAUACUUGUAUCAGGAAAGGCUGUUUUGACGAAGUUGCUUGAAGAAACCACGCCUGAGGGCGACCCAAUAACAUACAUGACAUCAGAUCGCUAUCUCGGACCUAAAAAGAAGCAAAAGAAACUUUUCACAGAGUUCGAUAACCUGCAAGAGGAAUGGAAAAGUAUCUAUUGUAGGUCUAAUACAGGACUGAACGUUACCAACAAAGCUCUCCAAACUCGCAGUAGCAUGACUGCCGGCGCUCAACAGAAAUUGCUUGUCCUCAGAGUAAAUUUUGAACGAGAGAUCCAGAGGAUAGAGGAUUGGGUAUUGACAAGCGAAGCGAUCAAGAUCAUCGCACAAAUCAGAGCUCUGGAAAAGCAAGCAGUUAAAAAGGAAGACAAAGCCUAG